Molecule: messenger RNA, 2395 nt
Organism: Phragmites australis (common reed)
Lineage: Eukaryota; Viridiplantae; Streptophyta; Magnoliopsida; Poales; Poaceae
Product: ankyrin repeat-containing protein NPR4-like
Exons: 5
Coding region: 507-2252 (581 amino acids)
Cellular component (GO): plasma membrane
Molecular function (GO): protein phosphatase regulator activity; protein phosphatase 1 binding
Source: RefSeq, a predicted model, not a curated record
ACUUCUAUGCGUUUUUUUCUCUUUUGUUCCCGUCUUGCCUUUGUUUAAUAAAUACUACUAUUCUCACAAAUGAAUGAGUUAUCUUUUCUAAUACAGAAUAAAUAAAGGACAACAAGAUCAUUUGAUCUACUUUCUUAAUCCUUGUGCACAAAUCUAAAACAACUUUCAUUUACAAUCGGAGGGAGUAAGUAUUUGUCACCUUUAAGCUCUUAGCAACAUCAAUUCCUUGCUUGUCCGAGUAACUCAGACACAUUGCUCUAGUGAUUCUGGUUCUAUAUAACAAGACUGCAGCAAGGGGCAAUUUCCUUGUCCACCUAACUACUUGUUUGGCUGCAUUGAUUUUGAGAUUUUAUUUCAACCAAGGCAGCUGGAUCAUAUUAACUGCCAAUUCUGCAAGCAGGCUAGAUAGUUACUAUAUAAUCUCAAUCUGCUCCAUGGAUGCCAUGUGAGCAAAACAAUGGUCAAAACCAGCCUGUGCGAUCAAAGUGAGCUGGUAUUGGAAGCAUAUGGAAGGCGGUGCAGCUACCACUAGAUCAUCAGGAGGAGCGCAAGCACCGAUGGACAGGCGUCUCAUGGCGGCAGCCAAAUCUGGUGAUGCCACAUCAAUGAUUGAUCUUGCUCAUGAUGACCCAGGCGUGCUGCUUGGAACAACACCACAGGGGAACACCUGCCUCCAUAUCUCCUCCAUGCACGGCCACCAAGGGUUCUGCAACGAGGCCCUGCGGCUGAACCAGUCUCUCCUCACCGCGGUCAAUGCGGAUGGGGAGACACCACUGCUCACCGCCGUGACAAGGGGUCAUGCUUCUUUGGCAUCUUUUUUACUCGGACGCUGCCGUGAUCAGCAGCUGAGCGAGGCGAUCUUGGCGCAAGACAAGCAUCGGUAUAAUGCUCUCCACCAUGCCAUUCGCAGCGGCCACAGGGAGCUCGCACUGGAGUUGAUAGCAGCGGAGCCUGCCUUGUCACGAGCCGUGAACAAAUACAAUGAGUCACCCAUGUUCAUAGCGGUCAUGAGAAAUUAUGAAGAAGUCUUCGAGAGACUGUUGGGGAUUCCUGAUUCUGGACACGGGGGAGCCUGUGCCUGCAAUGCUCUGCUUGCUGCCGUGAGAAAUGGCAAUUCAGUUAUCGCUAAAAAGAUUAUUGAGACACGUCCUCGGCUGGCCACAGAAGAAGAUAUGGAUGCGAAUACGCCAAUGCGGAUGGCUGUACUUUGGGACCAGAUUGACGUUCUAAGAGUAUUGUUGGAACAUGACUGCUCUUUAGGGUAUGAAGUAAGCACAAGAGGUAAUGCUCUUCUUACUUCAGCCGCAUUUCGAGGCAAUGUAGGUGUCGCUCGGGAGCUUCUUAACCAUUGUCCGGAUGCUCCCAGUUGGGAUCCAAAUGAUGACUGGACAUGUCUUCACGAGGCUGUAUCGGAAGGUCAUGAAAACUUCGUAGAAUUUAUCCUGCGGGCCCCACAGCUUCAGAAAAUCGUUAACGUGCGGAACAGAAAAGGAGAUACUGCUCUGCAUAUCGCAGUCCAAAAGUGCAAUCCGAAGAUUGUCUCUGCUUUACUGCUUCACCAAGACAUAGACGUUACAGUUGUUAACAACAUUGGUAACCCAGCAACCUGGCAAUUGUCUGCUGUCUCCGAUCAUGCCAAGACUUUGAACUGGAAUGAAGUGUCCAUGCUUAUGUUGAAAGCUGAUCCAGAAGGCGCAGCAUGUACUUAUAAUCUCAAAAACGUCGUCAAGGCUACAGUAGCUAAAGCAUCAAGGAAGGAUGUCAGGUCACUGACUCAAACAUACACAAGCAACACUUCCCUAGUGGCGAUCCUCAUCGCGACGAUUACCUUCGCCGCCGCUUUCACCUUGCCCGGAGGAUAUAGCAGUGACGCUGGAAGUGAGGGGGUUCCCAUCAUGUCAAGGAAGCUCGCGUUUCAAGCAUUCUUGAUCUCCGACACCUUAGCAAUGUGCUCCUCACUUGCCGUUGCCUUCAUAUGCAUCCUAGCCAGGUGGGAGGACCUUGAGUUCUUGCUUUACUAUAGAUCUUUUACAAAGAAGCUUAUGUGGUUUGCAUACGUAGCAACAACCACGGCAUUUGCAACUGGUUUAUACACAGUUCUGGCCCCUCGUCUCCUAUGGUUGGCUAUUGCAAUUUGCAUUCUGCCAAUCUUAUUGCCCACUCUUACCAAGCUGCUUGGUGAAUGGCCAGUCUUGAAGCUCAAGUUUCGGUUGGGUCGAACUUUCAACUCUGACCUCCUUGAUAUGGUCUGACCUCGUCACUUUGUGUUGUUGAUUCCGGCUACUUUAUGCUCGCAUUGUUUGUUCCAAGACAUGUUUAAACAUUGUAAAAGAAUGUUAUGUUAGUAAUUUGGAUUUCUGUGUAAGACCUAAGCUAUGCAUUGAGAACGCUUCUA